AUGGAUUCGAAAAAUGGAAUUAACAACAGCCAAAAGGCAAGAAGGACUCCAAAAGACCGCCAUUUGAAAAUUGGUGGCCGUGAUCGUCGCAUUCGGAUCCCGCCGAGUGUUGCUCCCCAACUAUUUAGAUUGACAAAAGAACUCGGCUUUAAAACCGAUGGUGAAACUGUCAGUUGGCUCCUCCAGAAUGCCGAGCCUGCCAUUUUCGCAGCCACGGGACAUGGUGUCACCACCACCUCCAAUGAAGAUAUCCAGCCAAAUAGGAAUUUUCCUAGUUACACCUUUAAUGGUGAUAAUAUUAGUAAUAACGUUUUCCCUUGUACGGUUGUAAAUACUGGUCAUCGUCAGAUGGUGUUUCCGGUUUCUACAAUGACAGAUCAUGCACCUUCAACUAAUUACAGUACUAUUAGUGAUAAUUACAAUUCCACCUUUAAUGGUAAUGCUACCGCCAGUGAUACAACAUCAGCAGCAACAACAACAGCCACAACCACAGUUUGA
Messenger RNA from Arabidopsis thaliana (thale cress), 498 nucleotides. RefSeq names its product TCP domain protein 16 (gene TCP16). Gene Ontology annotation, molecular function: DNA-binding transcription factor activity. The transcript has a single exon. Lineage: Eukaryota; Viridiplantae; Streptophyta; Magnoliopsida; Brassicales; Brassicaceae. Gene Ontology annotation, biological process: regulation of DNA-templated transcription. Gene Ontology annotation, cellular component: nucleus. Bases 1 to 498 code for a protein of 165 amino acids. The record is from RefSeq and is marked reviewed.